Messenger RNA from Aplysia californica (California sea hare), 834 nucleotides. RefSeq lists its product as uncharacterized. The record is from RefSeq and is a predicted model, not a curated record. Lineage: Eukaryota; Metazoa; Mollusca; Gastropoda; Aplysiida; Aplysiidae. The transcript is spliced from 5 exons. The coding region runs from base 1 to 834 and encodes 277 amino acids.
AUGGAAACAUUGGACGAUAAUGAUGAUAAUGAUGAUGAUGGUGAUGAAGGUCUGGGUGUUUGGGAGGUGGGGGCAGCUCAGACUGACCACUGUCCAGUGGAGCUGACAGUAACUUCGCUAGUCUGCACUUGCCCAGAGAUCGCCGUGGGGUACGCUCACAGUUGCCAGGAGCAGGCCACCUGUGUGAUAUUGUGCGUACAGAAUCCCGAGAUUACAGCUAACAGACAGGAUUCAAACCUCUGGCAAUCACAUUCUGAGACGGUUACGCUUAAACUACAAGCCAAAGACAUGGUGAAUUAUGCAACAUUUCUGGGAUUUUGUAUAGCUCAAGUGGUCAGUGCCACAGUGGACAGCCAAGUUAAUGGUGGCAGUGUAGGCUUGCCGAACCUGUCUGACGCAACGCUAACCACAAUGGAUGCGGGCAGCAGUCAAGGUUCGAACUCUGUUGGUCUGCCAAACCUUCAGCUGCCAGGGGAUCUCUCCAUCGUAAACACAUCAGGCCAACAGGGGACAGUGUCUGGCACUGGUGGGGACAGCCACACUGGGGUCAGGUCUGUCACCGACACAGGCUUCUACAGUGGAAGUGACCUAUCCGCUUCGGCAUUAGGCGGGGGAGUUGUGUCCAAGACAGGCGCCACACUCGACACUCCCACGGAGGCUUCCAGCUUUUCUAGUGGCUCUGGAAGCAAAGGCUGCACGAUUGCCCUGGAUAAAGGAUUCUCAGUGAAAAGCAGACUUAGACGAGAGCCCCAUCCCCACCCUCCCGCACCCAGACCUACCCCAUCCAGAAGUGAUCUGACCCAGCACGCAUAUCGCGGGGUCACUGUGGGCUAG